GUAAUUUUAAAGUUAUGAACAGAACAGUCGGGUUUUCUCAUCCAGAGGAUUAUUUGGAUCUACAUGGGAAGAAAAAACCCUAAUUGCGACAUCGUGUAAUCUUCUCUCAUCGCCUUGCCCAUCUGUGGAAACCCUAACAGUCCGAAGAUGCCGUUCAAGAGGUACGUUGAGAUCGGGAGAGUCGCUCUCGUCAACUAUGGCGAAGACUACGGAAAGCUUGUCGUCAUUGUCGAUGUUAUUGACCAAAAUAGAGCUUUGGUAGAUGCUCCUGAUAUGGUCAGAUCUCAAAUGAACUUCAAGAGACUUUCUCUUACUGACAUUAAAAUUGACAUUAAGAGAGUUCCUAGAAAGAAGGAACUCAUUGAAGCUAUGAAGGCUGCUGACGUUCAGAAGAAGUGGGAGGAUAGCUCUUGGGGAAGAAAACUACUCGUGAAGAAAAGAAGGGCAUCACUUACUGAUUUUGAUAGGUUCAAAUUAAUGCUGGCUAAGAUAAAGAGAGCUGGAUUGGUGAGGCAAGAGCUUGCAAAGCUGAAAAAGAGUGAAUCUUAGGAAGUGUAUUUCUCUAGCGUCAAAUUUUGUUACUAGUUGAAGUUAUCAGUUUUGGAUUUUUUUCACUUCUGUUUCUCAAGCCUCAGGAGUUCGGGGCUGUUCGGGGUUGUUUUGAGGUUUAUGGAAUUCUGGAGAUCUAGUGUAGUGAGUUUUUACUUGAUUUCUUCACAAGAUGCCUACAUCACUCCAAUUAAGCAUGUAUCUGAAUUUUAUGUCUGGAUUCCCUUGAGUGCCCAAUUCAUUGAUGAAAUAUUAGAUACUGCAGUUGUGCUGCAAAUUACGAUGAUUUCAAGCAUGGUUUCAUGGCGAAGCCUGCUUCAUUUGCUUUAA
Cucurbita maxima (winter squash) is the source of this 879-nucleotide messenger RNA. Its product is annotated as 60S ribosomal protein L14-2-like. Lineage: Eukaryota; Viridiplantae; Streptophyta; Magnoliopsida; Cucurbitales; Cucurbitaceae. Gene Ontology annotation, cellular component: ribosome; cytosolic large ribosomal subunit. Gene Ontology annotation, molecular function: structural constituent of ribosome; RNA binding. Gene Ontology annotation, biological process: ribosomal large subunit biogenesis; translation. The coding region runs from base 148 to 549 and encodes 133 amino acids. The record is from RefSeq and is a predicted model, not a curated record. The transcript is spliced from 5 exons.